Sorghum bicolor (sorghum) is the source of this 2078-nucleotide messenger RNA. Its product is annotated as polyphenol oxidase I, chloroplastic. Gene Ontology annotation, molecular function: catechol oxidase activity. The transcript has 2 exons. Gene Ontology annotation, biological process: pigment biosynthetic process. Bases 75 to 1832 code for a protein of 585 amino acids. The record is from RefSeq and is a predicted model, not a curated record. NCBI's taxonomy places the organism in Eukaryota, Viridiplantae, Streptophyta, Magnoliopsida, Poales, Poaceae.
AAGUUGGUUAGCUACGAGUAGUUCUUCACGCCGGUGCAAGCUGCGCCUGUCGUAGCAACGAGAACACAAACGCCAUGGCGGGCAGUAGUAGUAGAAAUGGUGGUCUGCUCACACUCCGCAUCAUUCUUUUGUGCGCCUUCGCCGCCGCUGCUAUCACCUUGCUCCCUCUCGUCAUGGACCCAUGCGCACACUCGCUGUCAAGAAGCAUCCUCGCCGCCAGCGGCCUCGACGCAUACCUCCUCCCCUGCACCACUGACGCCUCCAAGGCUCCAUCGUCGCACGGCAAGGACGCCAAUAGGACCAGCGGCGGUGGAAAUACUGGAGCACGACGACCCAUUAUCACCGACCAGCUGUGCGUCAAGGGCGUGCUCCCACCACACGCGCUCCCGCCCUUCCAGUGCUGCCCGCCGCCGCCGUCGACGUCGUCCGCGUCGGGUCCCAUCAACUUCACGUUCCCGGACCCGGCUGAGCCGCUCCGGACGCGCAGGCCGGUGCAUGUGGUCGGCGCCGAGUACAUGGCCAAGUACGCGCGCGCCGUGGCGCUGAUGAAGGCGCUGCCGCAGUCGGACCCUCGCAGCUUCUACCAGCAGGCCAACAUCCACUGCGCCUACUGCACCGGCGCGCACCGGCAGUUGGGGUACCCGGAGCUGGGCAUACAGAUCCACUUCUCGUGGCUCUUCUUCCCCUUCCACCGCGCCUACCUCUACUUCUUCGAGCGCAUCGCGGCCAAGCUGCUGGGGGACCCCGCGUUCGCGCUGCCCAUCUGGAGCUGGGACGUCCCCGAGGGCAUGGGUAUCCCUGAGGUGUUCACCGAUGAGGCGUCGCCGCUGUACGACCCGAUACGGGAGCCGAGCCACGCGCCGCCCAAGGUGGCUGACCUGGACUUCUCUUAUAGACUGGAGAAGAACUUGACCGACGAGCAGCAGAUCCUGCACAACCUUCGGGUCAUGUAUAAACAGAUGAUUAGCGGCGCAGCGUUGCCCUCCCUCUUCAUGGGGCAGCCCUACCGCGCCGGCGACGCAGCGAAGCCAGGUGCGGGCACGGUGGAGUUGGCGCCACACAACUCGAUGCACACCUGGACCGGCGACAACUCGCGCCCCAACGCCGAGAACAUGGGCGUCUACUACUCCGCCGGCCGCGACCCGCUCUUCUACCCGCACCACGGCAACAUCGACCGCCUCUGGGAGUGCUGGCGCCGCAUCGCCACCGGCAACCGGACCCACGAGGACUUCACUGACCCUGACUGGCUCGACUCGUCCUUCCUCCUCUACGACGAGGAGGCCCGCCUCGUGCGCAUCACCGUCCGCGACGUGCUCCGCACCGAGAAACUCCGCUACACGUACGGCGGCGUCGGCCUUCCGUGGCUCCACGCGCGGCCGCCGACCACGGCCGGCGUCAACCCCAAGGCCAAGGGUGGUGGUCGUCUGGAGGAGUCCGUUCGCUUCCCGGUGGCCCUCGACGCGGCAGUGACAGCGGAGGUGCGGCGGCGGCGUCGUCCGAGAGCGCAGGAGAAGCAGGCGGCGGCGGAGGAGGUGCUGGUGGUCGAGGGCAUCGAGGCGGACGCCGGGGACUUCGUCAGGUUCGACGUGUACGUGAACGCGAGGGACUACCACAGGGUCCCGUCGGGAGGGAGGGAGAUGGCCGGGUCCUUCGUUACCCUGAAGCAUCCCGGCAAGGAGGGAACGGCGCUACGGACCAGGAUGACGGUGGCGCUAAAUGAGCUGCUGGAAGACCUCGGAGCCGAAGGAGACGACAGUGUCACCGUCACGCUGGUUCCGGUAACGGGACAGGUUACAAUCGGAGGCUUGAGAAUCGUGUACAUGGACGAGUGAUUCGAUCGAUCGGCAGACAGUGUGUAUAUGCGUCUCAAGCUGCCGAUUUAUGAAGAAGCAUGGCUAGUUUAACUUAGGCACAUGACCACGCAUGUACUCUCUCCAUUGAGUAUUGGGCUUCGUUCUCAGUGUUUGUACACGGACGGAGAACCGUGUACAGUAGUAUAUAUACGUGCAGGGCUACCGGCUGUCCGCCAUAUCACACAUGGAGCUGCCGUGCAUAUGAAUCAGUGGUUUAUGUGCCUA